AUGUCGGGGUUAGUAAUCACAAGACAAGCACGGGAAGACGAGAAGAGGUUCCGCGGGUCAGUAGUCCCAAGACAAGCACGGGAAGAUGAGAAGAAGUUCCGUGGGUCAGUAAUCGCAAGACAAGCACGACAAGACAAGAAAAAGUUACGCUGGUCAGUAAUCGCAGGACAAGCACGGGAAGACGAGAAGAAGUUCCGCGGGUCAGAAAUCACAAGACAAGUACGGGGAGACAACGAGAAGUUCCGCGGACAAGCACGGGAAGAUGAGAAGAGGUUCCGCGGGUCAGUAAUCACAAGACAAGCACGGGGAGACGAGAAGAGGUUCCGCGUGUCAGUAAUCACAAGACAAGCACGGGAAGACGAGAAGAAGUUCCGCGGUUCAGUAAUCGCAAGAAAAGCACGGGGAGAGGAUAGGAGGUUCCGCGGGUCAGUAAUCACAAGACAAGCACGGGAAGACGAGAAGAGGUUCCGCGGGUCAGUAAUCACAAGGCAAACACGGGAAGACGAGAAGAAGUUCCGCGGGUCAGUAAUCACAAGGCAAACACGGGAAGACGAGAAGAAGUUCCGCGGGUCAGUAAUCACAAGGCAAGCACGGGAAGACGAGAGGAGGUUCCGCGGGUCAGUAAUCACAAGGCAAGCACGGGAAGACGAGAAGAGGUUCCGCGGGUCAGUAAUCACAAGACAAACACGGGAAGACGAGAAGAGGUUCCGCGGGUCAGUAAUCGCAAGGCAAACACGGGAAGACGAGAAGAGGUUCCGCGGGUCAGAAAUCACAAGACAAGUACGGGGAGACAACGAGAAGUUCCGUGGGUCAGUAAUCGCAAGACAAGCAAGUGAAGACGAGAAAAAGUUACGCGGGUCAGUAAUCGCAAGACAAGCACAGGGAGAAAAGGAGAAGUUCCGCGGGUCAGUAAUCACAAGACAAGCACGGGAAGACGAGAAGAGGUUCCGCGGGUUAGUAAUCACAAGGCAAACACUGGAAGACGUUAGGAGGUUCCGCGGGUCAGUAAUCGCAAGGCAAACACGGGAAGACGAGAAGAGGUUCCGCGGGUCAGAAAUCACAAGACAAGUACGGGGAGACAACGAGAAGUUCCGUGGGUCAGUAAUCGCAAGACAAGCAAGUGAAGACGAGAAAAAGUUACGCGGGUCAGAAAUCACAAGACAAGUACGGGGAGACAACGAGAAAUUACGCGUGUCAGUAAUCACAAGGCAAGCACAGGGAGAAAAGGAGAAGUUCCGUGGGUCAGUAAUCGCAAGACAAGCAAGUGAAGACGAGAAAAAGUUACGCGGGUCAGUAAUCGCAAGACAAGCACAGGGAGAAAAGGAGAAGUUCCGCGGGUCAUUAAUCACAAGGCAAACACAGGAAGGCGAGAAGAGGUUCCGCGGGUCAGUAUUCACAAGGCAAACACGGGAAGACGAGAGGAGGUUUCGCGCUAAUCACAAGGCAAACACUGGAAGACGAGAAGAGGUUCCGCGGGUCAGUAAUCACAAGACAAGCACGGGAAGACAAGAAGAGGUUCCGCGUGUCAGUAAUCACAAGACAAGCACGGGAAGACGAGAAGAAGUUCCGCGGGUCAGUAAUCACAACGCAAACACUGGAAGACGAGAAGAGGUUCCGCGGGUCAGUAAUCACAAGACAAGCACGGGAAGACGAGAAGAAGUUCCGCGUGUCAGUAAUCACAAGGUAAACACGGGAAGACGAGAAGAGGUUCCGCGGGUCAGUAAUCAGAAGGCAAACACGGGAAGACGAGAAGAAGUUCCGCGGGUCAGUAAUCAGAAGGCAAACACUGGAAGACGAGAAGAGGUUCCGCGGGUCAGUAAUCACAAGACAAGCACGGGAAGACGAGAAGAGGUUCCGCGUGUCAGUAAUCACAAGGCAAGCACGGGAAGACCAGAAGAAGUUCCGCGGGUCAGUAAUCACAAGGCAAGCACGGGAAGACGAGAAGAGGUUCCGCGGGUCAGUAAUCACAAGGCAAACACGGGAAGACGAGAAGAGGUUCCGCGGGUCAGUCAUCACAAGACAAGCACGGGAAGACGAGAAGAAGUUCCGCGGGUCAGUCAUCACAAGACAAGCACGUGA
This is a messenger RNA of Liolophura sinensis, 2079 nucleotides long. RefSeq names its product trichohyalin-like. The record is from RefSeq and is a predicted model, not a curated record. The transcript is spliced from 4 exons. NCBI's taxonomy places the organism in Eukaryota, Metazoa, Mollusca, Polyplacophora, Chitonida, Chitonidae. The coding region runs from base 1 to 2079 and encodes 692 amino acids.